Penicillium griseofulvum is the source of this 1068-nucleotide messenger RNA. RefSeq names its product 3-demethylubiquinone-9 3-methyltransferase. Gene Ontology annotation, biological process: ubiquinone biosynthetic process. Gene Ontology annotation, molecular function: 2-methoxy-6-polyprenyl-1,4-benzoquinol methyltransferase activity. NCBI's taxonomy places the organism in Eukaryota, Fungi, Ascomycota, Eurotiomycetes, Eurotiales, Aspergillaceae. The record is from RefSeq and is a predicted model, not a curated record. The transcript has a single exon. The coding region runs from base 1 to 1068 and encodes 355 amino acids.
AUGGCCUCCCUCCGACCCCGUACCCUCCCUCUCUCAGUCCGAUCGCUCCGAUCAGCGCUCCGCUCAACGAGACCCUCACCAAUCUACUCUUUAUCUGCAACCGCACCCGCCUCAUCAAUCCAAACACCUCCAACUCGCGCACACUCAACAUCCUCCGUCUCCGCCGAUGAACUCUCCCACUUUUCCGCCCUCGCCAGCUCCUGGUGGGACCCAAUGGGCCCCUCCCGAAUCCUGCACCUAAUGAACCCCCUCCGCCACGAAUUCAUCGCCUCCUGCCUAGCAGAAGGAACCCCAACUCCAACCGCAUCCACUCCCGCCACGGCAACCCUCAACUACCUCGACGUAGGCUGCGGCGGGGGCAUCUUCGCCGAGUCCCUCGCGCGAACAAUUCCACUCGACCCAACAGCCGCAGCCCCAACCCCAACCCUCGCCGCCUCAAUGACCGCAAUCGACCCUUCAACAGAUCUAAUCCAAAUGGCGCGCGAGCACGCGCGCCUAGAUCCAACCGUCGACACGCAUCUGCGCACAGGCCGUUUCAAGUACCUUAACACAACGCUGGAGGAUGUACUUGCCGGCAACGCACCGAUUUCGACAUCCGCUCCAAACUCCAGCCUUCCAACUCAAACUCCCUCACAGUACGACAUCGUAACCCUCUUCGAAGUGCUCGAACACAUCGACCCGAAAACCUCAACGCCUCUAGGCUUCCUCACAAAUUGUUUGCGCGCACUCAAGCCUGGCGGUUGGCUAAUUGGGUCUACUAUUUCGCGGACGUUGCCGUCAUUUAUUCUGAACCAGGUUAUUGCUGAAGCGCCGUGGCCUAUUGGUGUUGUGCCGCGCGGGACGCAUGAGUGGGGUAAGUUUGUUAACCCGGAUGAGGUUAAGGGAUGGUUGCAGGAGGGGUUGAUGAGGGCUGCUGAUACGGGUGUUUCGAGGGGUGGGAGUGCUAUUGCGGAGGGGAUGAGGUGGAAGUGUGUAGGUGCUAUUUAUGUUCCUGGGAUUGGGUGGAAGAUGGUUCCUGGGAGUGAGGACUGGGGGAAUUAUUUCUGGGCUGUUAGGAAGGAGGCUUAG